AUGGCAGGGGACGCGGAGUUCUAUCCUGUCUCUCCCAGCGCUUCUAUGGAACGGCAAGACUCGUCGGUGGAGGAGCUGUCCAGCCUGCAGCUGGCGGUGGACACAUUGGCCGGCUUCCAGGACGUGCUGGACCAUCAUCAAGCGCAGGAUGGGGACGCAUUCAAAUCAGGGGACUAUGAGGAGUUUGACGUUGGUAACUUUGACUUCCGAGUGAGGAGUUUCUUGAAACAGCAGCUGAAGAAGCAUCUUUUCAAAGUCACACACAAGAGGGUGCUGUUUGGGGACAAGAUCGCAUUCAUGCUGGGCACAGUCAACCUGUGGCUGGGUGCAUACUGGCUUGGCUGCUGCCGUGAAACAUUCUACAAAUUGUACACUGUGAAGGCUGCCGUUCUCUUCACCACUCGAUUCUUGAUGUACAAGCAGCAGAAGAUGCACUAUUACUUCUUUGACUUCUGCUACUUUGCAAAUGGCCUGCUACUGUUCUACCUUUGGGUGAUGCCUACUUCAGUUUUCCUCCUCAAGGUGUGCUUUGCCUACAACACUGGCAUUAUGGCGUGGUCCAUCCUUGCCUUUCGCAAUUCCUUGGUCUUCCACAGUUUGGAUAAGGUAACAUCAUUGUUUCUGCACUAUGAGCCCAUGCUCGUGGCCUGGACUCUGAGGUGGUACCCACAUUGCGAAAUGUUGGGCAGCUGCAGAAUGGAUGUAAGGCCUUCUCAUGGCAAUCCAACUUGGGAGCAGGCAUCUGCUGCAGACCUGUUGUUGUAUCCCAUCCCACUGUACCUUCUGUGGGCUAUAAUAUACUACCUCAAGAUCUUUGUCUUUUCGGAGAGGAAGAUUCAGGAAAGAGAGUAUGCAACUUUGUUCAAGUACAUGACAUCAAACAAGAAGAGUGGAUUCGCAAAAUUCAUCCUUAGUUUUCAGAGACGCUGGCAGCCCGUUGUCUUUCUUGGCUUCCACCUCACCUUCUUCGUGGUUGCCCUUGUCUUCGUGGUCUUCUGCUGGCGGACGUACUGGGUGCACACAGCACUCAUCAUUGCACUCUCCUGUGUGUCAGUCUGGAACGGCGCCAAUUUCUACUUCGAGGUAUUUGCCACCAAGUACAUGAAGACUGUGGAGACCCGAGUUGCAGAAAAGAAAGAAGACUGA
This is a messenger RNA of Ostreobium quekettii, 1146 nucleotides long. NCBI's taxonomy places the organism in Eukaryota, Viridiplantae, Chlorophyta, Ulvophyceae, Bryopsidales, Ostreobiaceae. The record is from the annotation of a GenBank genome assembly.